Molecule: messenger RNA, 201 nt
Organism: Ostertagia ostertagi
Lineage: Eukaryota; Metazoa; Nematoda; Chromadorea; Rhabditida; Trichostrongylidae
Source: the annotation of a GenBank genome assembly
AUGCCGUACGACGAUCGAAAUCCACAGAAGAUGGUUGAGAGGCAGCUGCAACAUCGAAUUCGGUUCCCAAAAAUAGAGCUCAGCAUACAAGUGAAGACGCUGAUCUACGAGAUACUACAUCCGUAUCCACCGUCACGGCCGACGUACAAAGCGAUUUGUUCCAGUGAUUGGUUGAAGGAUACACCUUACUUAUUCAAAGGG